GUUAUCGUUUAGUUAUGGUACAUUCAGGAGGUGAUUCUGAAAACCGAAAAAGUGUUUGGUGUUUUUGCAACGAGCUAAGUUUACGCAGCCUUUUUAAGACAUGAUUUAAACAUCGGUUCUUCUAGUCAUGGAUGGUGGUUGUAAAUUUUAUCGAUGUUGGAAUAUAAUGGGAUAUGACGUCGUCCAGUGGAGCGAAAAGCAGAAGAAUAAUAAGAUAGUGAUUAGGUGAAUGAAUGCGGAGAAGAUUAUUGAACCCCAGGAGAAGGAUUGGUGGUUAGCUGAUUUGCUGAUUCCUAUCUAUUUCAGAUAAUUAAAUGACUCACGAGAGCAUUGCAUGGUGAUAUCGUAAGUGGGUCUCAAGGACCAGAGAGCACUAGGACUCAAGAAAUUAUGGCCUACGAUAAUGGAAUGGGUUUGUUUUAAUUCGCUGUCGUGGUGAAUUUUAAAAUGCGAUACGAUGAACGGCAUGAAAUAUGCAGAACAAUUCAAGUGUUAAUGCCUUCUGGGAAGGAAAUGGUUUGUUUGUGCAAAUGGUGCUCUCACCCGAGGGAAAUUAUAAUCCUACCGCAGCGAGUGACGAUGAAGUGUUGAACGAUUUAGUGCUUCGUGGUGCUCUAGCAGAAUCAAAUGGCAGUGACAAUUUUCUAAGAACGACCGGUUACUCGUCCUAUCUAGCGACGAAACCGCCGUUGUGGGGGAAUCUUGAUGAGUCGUGGUUUCAUCAAACAACUUAUCAACCGGAAAUCCUGUCAAACUCGAAAGACCAAUAUUACGAUAUUGAUCAGCAUACGUUUCUCUAUUAUGCUGAGCUAUUGAGUGUCAUCAACUUCUACUACAUUCCCGCACUGGUGCUUUUUGGAAGCAUCGGUAACGUGCUGUCAGUUUUAGUGUUCUUUAAGACGAAGCUCAAGAAGCUAUCUUCUUCGUACUAUUUGGCCGCGCUUGGUUUAAGUGAUACAUGUUACCUGUUCGGAUUGUUUGUACCGUGGUUAAAUUUGAUAGAUAUUAAGAUCUACACCCUGGAAAUGUACUGUCAGUUUUUCACCUUCUUCAGCAACCUGUGUAGCUUCCUGUCGGUGUGGUUUGUGGUAGCUUUCACCGUUGAGCGCUUCAUUGCCGUACUUUAUCCGCUGAAACGACAGACGAUGUGUACCGUGCGACGUGCCAAGAUAGUGAUAAGCGCCUUGACGCUGAUUGGAGUGUUUAUCAGUUUGCCGGUAAUAUUUUUCGCCUCACCGCAGUUCUCGCCGGCUAUGAACGAAACCAUCUGUGAUAUGCCAGAGGAAUAUAAAGACCAGAUGACAGUAUUCAACUAUCUCGACACGAUUCUGGUUUUCAUCGUGCCGUUUACGGUUAUUGUUGUUCUAAACACUUUCACCGCCCUCACCGUGUGGAAAUUCGCCGGUGUACGACGAACCAUGACAAUGCCUCGAAGUUUUGGCAGCAAUAUUCGUGAAUCCCGGAGACAGCAUCAUCUGCUUAAUGCUUCCUACUCGAACCAGUUAGUUUUGAAUGGGAGUGUCCCCGUUCAGCAAGUUCACCAUUACAGUAGAAGUCGUGUAGCGAACUCACAAAUCAAAGUCACGAAGAUGCUACUGAUAGUAUCCACCGUUUUCAUUUGUUUGAAUCUGCCAAGUUAUGCGGUUAGAGUGAAAAUAUUCUUAGGGACGGAGCACGCUCACCUAAUGGUGCUGGUGCAGAAUUGCUGUCAGCUCUUCUUUAUGACGAAUUUCGGAAUAAACUUCAUCUUGUAUUGUGUAAGCGGCCAGAAUUUCAGAAAAGCCGUGUUUGGAAUGUUCCGUAAACGCAGCACGAGACAAAUAAAUCAGGAGCAAGCUUCCGGCACGCAGAUUACAGGUGAGCCAAGCAUUCCAUUUAGCUAUUUUUGAUAUAUUUAUUUCAUAAUCAUGCAGUGCUGACGGAUGUGUUUUAUUCAUCACGCAGAAAAGAGU
Malaya genurostris is the source of this 1952-nucleotide messenger RNA. RefSeq names its product growth hormone secretagogue receptor type 1-like. Gene Ontology annotation, cellular component: plasma membrane. The transcript has 6 exons. Gene Ontology annotation, molecular function: G protein-coupled receptor activity. NCBI's taxonomy places the organism in Eukaryota, Metazoa, Arthropoda, Insecta, Diptera, Culicidae. Bases 474 to 1889 code for a protein of 471 amino acids. Gene Ontology annotation, biological process: G protein-coupled receptor signaling pathway. The record is from RefSeq and is a predicted model, not a curated record.